This is a messenger RNA of Capsella rubella, 547 nucleotides long. RefSeq names its product ubiquitin-related modifier 1 homolog 1. The coding region runs from base 91 to 396 and encodes 101 amino acids. Gene Ontology annotation, molecular function: protein tag activity. The transcript is spliced from 4 exons. Gene Ontology annotation, cellular component: cytoplasm; nucleus. Lineage: Eukaryota; Viridiplantae; Streptophyta; Magnoliopsida; Brassicales; Brassicaceae. The record is from RefSeq and is a predicted model, not a curated record. Gene Ontology annotation, biological process: protein urmylation; tRNA thio-modification.
AACGCUACACGAACUAUCUAUCUGAUUGAAAGACGUAAAACCCUAGAAGACAUCGGGUUUGAAUUUUGAUUCCUGCAAACCUCGACGACGAUGCAAUUAACUCUCGAAUUUGGGGGUGGGCUAGAGCUGCUCUGUGAUUCUGAAAAGAUCCAUAAAGUAAACGUCGAUUUGCCCAAUGGAACAGAAGCAGAUGAUUUUACUAUGAAGCACUUGCUUUCUUGGGUUCGUACAAAUCUGAUCAAAGAGAGACCUGAAAUGUUCAUGAAAGGAGAUACUGUGAGACCUGGGGUUCUUGUGCUUGUGAACGACUGUGAUUGGGAGCUUAGCGGUCAGCUCGAUACCAGAAUCGAAGAGAAAGAUGUUAUAGUUUUCAUUUCUACUUUGCAUGGUGGAUAAACAGAUCUCUAUCACGAGAGCUUUUCCUUUCCAGAAAUUUUGUAACAAAUUUUUAUACUUUUGUGUUUGUAAUCUCUACGACUACUCGAAUCUAAUGUAUUUGUUUACUUGAAGCUUGAUAUUAGAGGAUUUAUCUAUCUUUUUUCCAACA